AUGCUGCAUCCUCGGACACCUCGACUUCUUGCACUGCUCCUCCUCCUCAUCCUUCCAUACACACACAGCCGCUGCUACUUUCAGGCCAAAGCACUGUGCCGCCAUGCUGGGAAGAGCUACGGAUUGGGGGAAUCAUGGCUUGGCAAGGACUGUCAACUCUGUACGUGUCUGCACCCGGUGGGAGUCGGAUGCUGUGAGAUAACACAGCACCCCAUCGACUUCCCAUCGUGGUGUGAAGCUCGCUAUGACCCUCAGACCUGUCACAUCUCUGUCGUUCAGAAGGCCAAUCCUAGCCUUCCAUGUGUGCACAGCGCAGACUACGAAUGGGGCUCAGCCGGGACCCCGGAACCCACUCCAGAGUCCAUCUACCCCACCCAACUCGGCAGAUAG
This is a messenger RNA of Staurois parvus, 390 nucleotides long. The record is from the annotation of a GenBank genome assembly. Lineage: Eukaryota; Metazoa; Chordata; Amphibia; Anura; Ranidae.